This is a messenger RNA of Carcharodon carcharias (great white shark), 2787 nucleotides long. RefSeq names its product caspase 3, apoptosis-related cysteine peptidase b (gene casp3b). The record is from RefSeq and is a predicted model, not a curated record. The transcript has 8 exons. The coding region runs from base 159 to 1034 and encodes 291 amino acids. NCBI's taxonomy places the organism in Eukaryota, Metazoa, Chordata, Chondrichthyes, Lamniformes, Lamnidae. Gene Ontology annotation, cellular component: cytoplasm. Gene Ontology annotation, biological process: apoptotic process; positive regulation of apoptotic process; keratinocyte differentiation.
GGGAGGGGAGGAGGCGAAACCGCCCCGACACCGCGCCUGCUCCCUCGCUCGGGCUGGAAAGUUGGACGGUUGGUGGCGUCACAAAAGGAACGACGUCACUUGAGGAUUGAAUAUGAACUUGGGCAGGAGGCUUGGAGCGUCGAACUGGUGAAGUGGCAAUGGCUGAUAAGGGAACAAUGUCUGGCGGUGAUACUGUUGAUGCAAAAUCCAGCACAGUCUAUGAAGGAAGUCAAAAGCAGCUUGCUGGUAAUACCCACACAGUGGAUGCAGUACCUGACCAGUACAUGAAAUAUAACAUGAAUUAUGAACAUACUGGCAUGUGUGUUAUCUUCAACAAUAAGAAUUUCCAUCCAAAAACAGGCAUGGAUAAACGUAAUGGUACAGAUGUAGAUGCGGGUAAUUUGGUAAAGACAUUCCAAAAACUGGGUUUUCAAGUUGUGGUUCAUAAUGAUCAAACAUGCAAUGAAAUGGUUGAAAAGCUGAAAAAUGCUGCCAAGAGAGACCACAGCCAAAUGGCUUCUUUUGUCUGUAUCUUCCUUAGCCAUGGCGAUGAUGGCUUGCUUUACGGAACAGAUGGUGCUCAAGAAAUUAAAGAAUUAACCAGUAUAUUUAAAGGAGAUCAAUGCAGAACUCUGGUUGGCAAGCCAAAGCUGUUUUUUAUACAGGCCUGUCGAGGAAAUGAAUUUGAUGCAGGUGUUGAGACAGACAGCAUUGCAGAAGAAAAGAGUACUCCGCUUAAAAAAAUACCUAUAGAGGCUGAUUUCCUUUAUGCAUAUUCUACAGCACCUGAUGCUGCCAGAUCUGGCUAUUACUCUUGGCGAAAUACAGGCAAUGGUUCAUGGUUUAUUCAGUCAUUAUGCCAUGUACUGGACAGGUAUGGCAAGGAACUGGAGAUCAUGCAGAUGCUUACCAGAGUCAACCACAAAGUGGCACUAGAAUUUGAAUCCUGCACAACUUCAUUGGCCUGCAAUGAAAAGAAGCAAAUCCCUUGCAUUAUUUCUAUGCUAACAAAAGAACUUUACUUUUGUCAUUAAGACCCCUUUGGAAACGUGGAAUUGCACAAUUGUUUACAGAUCUAUUUCAAAAUUAAAUACUUCUUACAGCUUAGAAUAACUUACUUGCCUGCAGUGAAAUAGCUUUUUUAACCAAAAGAGCCAAUGAUUUCUCAAACCUGUUCAGCUAAAUUGUUGAAUAUAAUGUCUUUCCAAUAAUUUUGAAAAUCAACAGUUUUUCGAGUCUCAUUGUAGAGAGCAACUUGGUGUGUGUUUGUGAAUAGAUAUGUGGUCAAAUAUACAUACAUUUUUCACGAUUGCUAGGUAGCCUAGUGGGGAGCAACUAAGUACACAUACUGGAGAAUAAUUAGUUUUACUGACCUUCACAUGUGUUAAAACUUCUCGCCAACAUAUUAGAACAGUGUCCAUUAGUCUGUUAAUUCAAUUUUGGCCCUGUAGUAACACUUUCACCUCUGAAUCAGAAGAUUAAGAUUCAAGCUCCUUUCCAGAAAUUUGAGUUAUAAACCAGGAUGAUAUUUCUGAUUGUACUACUGAAGGAAUGCUGAACUGCCCGUUGCUACAUUUCAGGUGACACUUUGAACAGAGGUCUAGCCUUGCUCCCCCUCAUCUGGGAAAGUGGCAUUGAGGUUGACAAUCGGCCAUGAUCUAAUUGAAUGGUGGUGCAGGCUCAACAGGCGGAAUGGCCUAGUCCUGUUCCUAUGUUCUUAUCCACCCUCAGAUGGGCCUAAAUGAUCUCAUACAUCUAAUUGAAGAAGAGCAGGGAGUUCUCCCAAUGGCUUGAUCAACAUUGUUCCUCAACCAGCAGCAUUAAAAUAGUAUACUGGUCAUUUAUUUCAUUGUUUUUUGUGGAACCUUGCUUUGUGCAAAGCAGCUGUCAUGCUUACCUACAUUACAACAGAGAAAUUUCAAAAAUAUUUAAGCUGUGAAACAGUGGGGCAUUCUCGGGUAGUGAAAGGCACUAUAUAAAUAGAAGUUCGAAUGUUUAGUUUGAGGGUGGAGAUGGUUUGACUAAUUCAGUUGUAUUCCAGAACUUUCAAGAAAACUUUUGCUGCCAACAUUGAAGUUUGCUGGUGUUAGGCAGGCGAUUUCUGACUAGUCUGUUUCCUUGCAUUAAGUUUUACGUACCAAAGUCAUGAUAAAAGUAAGCUCAUAUAGCAUGCAACAUUUUUAAGCCAAUGAAAUAACAAACAUUAUUCUAUGGACUGGUAGUAUUACCAUUUCAUAUUUGAAGUUGUUAUCAAAUGAGUCUGUACUCAUUGUACACUACACAGUGUAAUUGGGCAUUCCCAGUUCAUAAUCAAAAUUUCAGUCUUAUUAAUUAGGAAGUACAUUACUGAAGGAUUGCAUUUCAGACUUUUUCCUCAGUCACUAUCUCAAAUUCCCCCAUAUUAUUUCCUAUUAAAAGAUGAACAGAACAUGUUCCCUGGCCUUGAUGGGAUUCUUGAGCCUCUGUGGUAAUUCAUUAAGGUCUAAGAUGAUCUGUGCCUUUUUCUUCCAUCUGUGGAGCAGGUGGGAAGCUUGACUACUGUGUCUGCUCAUGACAAUUGAUGUCAUGAACUUGGAUGCAAACCCCUGUAGUUGUUAGCACAGCAGAUUUGUACAUUUCUGCAUUGCUCUGACAAAAAUAAUUUUUUAUUAAAAAAAUGAAUACUAAGGUACAUGCUUUGACUUUUCACAAUGUUUGAAAUAUUUACAGCUUGAUCCUAUGUACUUUUCAGCUUAUAAUAAUGAAAAUUGUUUAAUUUAGCACUGAUUAAACCUUGGAAUAUUUGAA